This is a messenger RNA of Orussus abietinus, 12559 nucleotides long. It is a transcript of the gene jing, whose product is annotated as zinc finger protein jing homolog. The record is from RefSeq and is a predicted model, not a curated record. Lineage: Eukaryota; Metazoa; Arthropoda; Insecta; Hymenoptera; Orussidae. Gene Ontology annotation, biological process: regulation of transcription by RNA polymerase II. The annotation marks the transcript as partial. The transcript has 8 exons. Gene Ontology annotation, cellular component: ESC/E(Z) complex.
CGCAGCGGAGUAGCGGUGUCCUGCGGCGACUGCAGCAGCAGCAGCGGGACGAGCGACAUCACGGAGCCGGGGUCGCCGUGUAGCACGAGCAGCGACGAGGGAGUGGCGAGCCUGGGGGCAGCCCCGAGUCCACUUCCCCCGCUGGGCAAGCUGGCGCCGCCGACCGGGCCCGGGCCCAGGCCCCAGUGGCCUUGGACCCCACCCCUGGCCGCCACGGCCUGCUCCACCUACAAGCGGUUCAAGGGCGAGCCCGAGGCCGGCACCCUGCCCAGGGCCGGCGCCGCCGACCCCAGCGCCCGCGCCCCCAAGACCCUCCCCAAGGCCCACCCUAAGGCCCACGAGACCCAGGGGAAGAUCACCGAGUAUUUCAAGGCGCAGAUAAAGCCGCAGCAGCCCAAGACAAAGAAGGCCAGCGACAUGUCCGUCCUGGUUGCGAAGACGUCCCCGGAGUUCCGGCGACCACCGACGGUGCAAAGGAACAAGGGCGGCCUGGCCAAGUACCUGGGCACGGUGUCGCCCUCCAACGGCAGACCCAGCGACUGGGAGGUGAGGACCUUGACGAUGUCGCCGCCGCCCUUGAAGAAUCAGCAGCCUCCCGCGGUAGCGCCCAGGGUGAACGGGAAGCUGGACAAGGUGUCGAAGCCGGUGCCGAGUCUGCCCAUCUCGAAUGACGUGCUGAUGACCUUGCCGACCUGCAAGAUAUCGUCGUUGAGGCUGCCGUCCACGGAGGCGAGCCCCAGUGUCAAGGGCAGCCCGCCGCCGACCGCAACGGCUGCCUCCCUGACGGCAGAGCCUCUGACGGCGGACUUCGGAGACAGCGUCCUGGUUAAGCCCGUCGUCAACGAGAACAACAACCUGACGGCCGCUUUGCUGACCUCGAGGACACCGACGAACCCUUUCUUCAGGCUUUUCUCCCUACCGGAGGCCGUCACCAGGGUUAAGGGUGUCCCAAAGGACGACGAGGACGACGAAGAGGAGGAAGAGGAGACCAAACCCCCGUCGCCCCCUAUAUUGUCCACCCCGACUACCAUCAGAUUCCCGGCUCAGGCCCGCGAAAAGCACCGGUCCCAGACAAGCGACAGCGGGAUCUGCCGGUGGGACAAGUGCGAGGCCAGCUUCGAGUCCAGCAGCGGACUUCUCGAGCACUUGCAGGCUGCCCACAUCAAUACGCAGACUGGAGGCGACAACUUCAUCUGCCAUUGGCAAGGCUGCAAGGUUCAAGGGAGGACGUCCUGUUCCAGGAGAUGGCUGGAGAGGCACGUCCUGUCGCAUGGUGGAAACAAGCCCUUCCGCUGCAUCGUCGACGGCUGCGGCAGUAGAUUUAGCUCGCAGACCGCCCUAGAGAGGCACGUUAAUGGACACUUCAAUCAACCCGAGACGAGUAGCAGUUCCAGUAGAAGGAGCUGCGAAAAUGGCGGAAAACUGGUGCGGAGGAAUGGCAAGAGGCUUCGGUACAGGAGGCAGCCUUGGUCCGCGAGGCUCUUCGACUAUUUCGACACUGGAGUCAUGGAGGGCCUUCAACAUCGACUGCUUGAAUUGGCAAAGACGAGGACACAAGGACGCCUUGCAGAGACUCCAGGGAACUCGAUGACCCUAACUAGUCAAGUUUUAGCACGAAGAGUAGAACUGGACGGAAAGACUAGAGUGCUGCUGCGGUGGUACCCCCAGGACAUCGCCCCCGACGAGUGGGUCCUGGAAUCGCAAGUACAAAGCACGAAGCACGUGGGUAUCCGUAAGGUAGCCUCGUCGCGCCCCGAAGAGGUUAGCUUGGCGCUGUACCCGGCGAUCAAUGGCGGCGCGCCGCCCGCCACCCGGACGAAGCAGCGCCGAAAACCGGCGAAGAACUCGUGAUGAAACCGUUAAUCGGCGAACGAGUCUUUGACGAGUACUCGAGGGAUCCCGGGACGCGCCGAGCCGAGGACCGAGCAGCGUUGGACGACGCCGUCGAGGGAGCGCCAAAGUCGCCGAAUCGUCGGGCGCCGCCGCCAUCUUGAAAACGCGAUCGCAAGAGCCGCCGAAAGAGGAGCAACGAGGAGCGAAAUAACUGACCGACCAAGAACAAGCACCGAAGAACCGCAGAAACCUUACGCGAAAAGUAGAACCGCGAAAACUGACAAGAUCCCCGGAGGACCAGGCGACGAAGAGGUUAGCUUAGAGCGGAGGGACGAGGGCAGACCAAUCCGACAACUGGCUGCCGAGUAGUCUUUAUUUAUUUAGCCUAAUCUACCUGUGCAACGAGGUUAGGGACAGGAGGCGGACGGUUGGAAGGCGAGAUUUUGGCCUGCGUCGGGUAACGCCAUUGCCCGAGAAUUUUCCCGAAUUUUUCAAGCCGAAAAUCGACACCUGCAACUCGACAUUCACGAGAGAUAGGUAAAAUACCUGGAAGUUCUCUCGAUAGGGUCUGAUAAGGGAAUUAAGGUCGUUCAAUCUUUCGCUGCGUCCGACUGACUGACGAUCUUUAUGUCGAUUAGGUUGUCAGGAUUUCUGACACGGUGACGUCCACUUAGUUUUAAAAAUGAUCUUUUGAGGGAUUCUUGUGAAUUCUUGCUACAAAAGAGGGUGACGUUUCAUCGUUUCAUUACUUUGGAUGCUAUCGAGAGGAUGAUUUACUUUGGGGUUACUUUAGUGAGAGAACGUUUAAUCUGUCCUGGAGGUGAGGUGACGGUUCUUUCCAUCCUAUCAAAGUUAAUAUCAAGGAGUUCAUAUUAUCAUCUAAGAACACCUUAAGGGAAUUUGAAAGUGCCAACUGAGGUGUCGAUCGUUUACAACCCUCUUCUCCGACCUGGGUGUACCGAAUCAUUUGAACUUCUAUCACUCGAAUAUGGAAGCCCUGAAGAAGGUUUCUCCACUCGUGAUAUUUCAUUUUUUAUAAAAAAAAGAGAGAAAAAUGUUAUAAACAAACUUUAAAAAAUAAAAUUCUACGGGUACCGGAACUUUCGUGGGAUUUCCAGAUUCACGUAGUAAAAUAUCAACGAUUCAGUACAAACAAUUCCGAGAAAAAUUUUGUAGACAAUUGACCUUUCGGAUGACACCUUUGUACCACUUUAAAAUGAAUGACUGUGGUUUCCACUACGGGUUACCACAUUUCAUCGAUUCAUAUUUCUUUUUAGAACGAACUGGUUGUUUUUUCGCUGGAAAUUUUUAAUCGGUAUCGGUUAGAAUGAUAUAUGUGAUUUCUCACUAAAGAGACACCAUUUUAUGUGCGAUCUCGCCAUGGUUGCCAACUCGCCGAUCCGGAGAUGCACUGGGUUCGACCAAAAGUGCCUCAUCGCGGAUGUCUCUCCCGCUAACCGACAAGGAGAGGGCAAGGAGGUUAGGAUGAGGGUGACAAAAGGAGAGAUCUUAUAUGAUUAACCGAUUAACUGUUAAAUGUUAGCUACGAUUAUAAGGAGAUAAUCACUCUGGUGGCCUUAGAAAUCAAUUAAUAUCUAACAUCGGUUUUGGUGCCUCCGAUCGGUAUGUGGAAAACUGGAUUUCAAGGUGCGUUGCUUCAGCUACCGUGAGUAUCGUUAACUAUUGUUAAUACUCCACAUAGCGAGUAUUUCCAUUUCUAUGGUGAACAAAUAUUAAAACGAUCGAUAAACUCAUCAAUAGAAUAUUAAUUAUAAAUUCAGGCACGAAAGGGUCUUCGCUGUGAUAUAUUAUCUCAUAUUUUCGGAUGAGCAUAGAAUGGAAUAUCUUUUGUCUCGAGGCUACAAAAAUACACAUUCAGCAGCACAACAACGUUUAUCGUUGCAGUACACAUGAAGUAUGUAAGAAAAUUUUAUACAAACUUGGGAGCUCCAUGUUACAUUACAUUAGAUUAUUAAUGUAUUUUUACUCGUUAAUAAUAGCACGCGCUAUAUCUUUCGUAGUGACUCGCGUAUACCGUAAUUUUAUACCGCAAUUUCGCAUUUACGCCACAGAAUGCGGUAAUUCCUGACUGUAAUGUGUGAAAUAUAUUUCCGGACCAAUUUGAGACAAAAGAUGUGACCUGGCCAAAAAGUCUUGCGAUAGUAACUACAAUUAUGAAGUUCACUUUCAUUUACUGAAUUACAACUUCGAUCGAUGACAAUAAUCUCCAUUCCUGCGACCAAUGCCCAUCUAUCGAGUAGUUCAUCGAUGACAGUUUGCAAGAUUUAAAAAACUAUUAUGGAUGAAAAUAUAAAAUGCAGAACUUUUUAGCCUUCGUCUAAUCUCCUCCGAAUAAUUUCUCUCUCUUUCGUGGCCUCUUCAUUCCGAAUUAAGGAGAUGUGAAAAUGACAUCCGAGGGGUUAAUCAAAUGAUACUUUUCUCUGAACAGGGUGUAUCGAAUCGUUUCAAACUUUGCGCCGUGAAUAUGUAGGCUAUAAGGAACGUCCGGACACUCGUGAGAUGUUAAAAAUGUUAAACUGCCUAUAAACAAAUUAAAAAAAAGAAAUGUCACGGGUGUCGUGAUGUUUUUAAUGGUCUUUAUGUUCAUGUGUAACGUCUCAAACGGCUCGGUACACCCAGUUCGAAGAAGUUUCGUAAACGAGACUUUCUGUGACGUUACUUUCACGUCGUCUUAAGGCCGAAAUGUACCUUUUUCAGAUAUUACGGAUGACCAAUGACAAUUGCGAUAGCUACUCGAACGCGACUUGGGGUUCUUUUUCUCACGUAGGGGUGACACCUUUUCCACCCCCGGGUGGGGCAAGCCAUGGCGGAAUCUCGCGUCUCGUGCCUUCCGACCUUCGACCUCGCGCGGUUUCAUGAGGAAGAGCUACCUUGACCUUCGCUCGGUCACGGGAACAACUUGCCCGCUCCCGUGCGACCUGAGCAAGCAACAAAAAGAGCUAAUCUAUCAGGGCUUCGUGUUUCCAGCUUGAUAUUUCCCCUAAAGGGGUUGACAGUCUCCAGGCUGGACCGCACUGAUAAAAAUCUAUGGAAAUUUACGUACACUUUUUAAUCAUAACCGAUGUUUCAUGUAGAAACGGCGUAAAGUGAAUAAAUUGACAAAUUGGAAAAUUUAUAAAUACACUUAACGUUGGGUGUUCACCGUAUUAGUGGAUUUUUACUUGAAUUAAAUGUAACGUUAUGUUAAGAUUUUCAUCAGUCUAACUUGCUGAUUUUACAGAGAUACGUGUUAUUUUAUCGCAAUUUAUUGCCCCAUCUAAAUUACCAGUUGAGUAUGUAAAUUUGCAUGGGCAGUUUUAUCAGUGUUCAUUAGCUCUGUACAAGAUUUGUAGAGGAUGAAGAAAAAAAAAAAAAUGAAAAAGAUGAUAAUGCUCCGCAGGUUCGUCUCCGUGCUCGGUUUUAGAAAACCGGGCAGGGGGACGCCGCGUGAACCUGCUGCGAUAUUUUUCGGGAAAAAAAAAACCUAUUUUUGAGUUCCUCUUUUCUGCUGAGUAGCGUGUACCGUGGUGUGCGAACUCCUUCCCUAAUGAAUAUUAAUGAUAGCGGGAUUUUUGGGACCCUUCGCUCAUUUUUUUUUUUUUUUUUUCUUACCUCGGAACUGUAAUAUCUUCAUCCCAUGAAAUUGUACAUUAUUUGAGAAAAAUAGCGAAAUUGACUCCCUGAAUUUGUAUUCCAUGUCCAUAGACUCAAAUCGCUUUUGGACGAUUGAUCUACCCUUGACGCGGUUUUGAUCUUCUGCCAAGAAAUUCGUUUGAAAAGACGUAUUUUGGCGCCAUGAGACUGAGUGUCGCGCCAAGUUCACAUUCAACCGCUCGCUGCUGUUUUUAUGUAUAUUUUGAAAUUUAUUUCAAUACUUGCUAGCACGUUUUUACCCUCCUACCAAGAAAUUCGUUUGAAAAGACAUAUUAUGGCGCCAUGAGACUGAGUGUCACACCAAGUUCACAUUCAACCGCUCGCUGCUGUUUUUAUGUAUAUUUUGAAAUUUAUUUCAAUACUUGCUAGCACGUUUUUACUCUCCUACCAAGAAAUUCGUUUGGAAAGUCAUAUUUUGGCGCCAUGAGACUGAGUGUCGCGCCAAGUUCACAUUCAACCGCUCACGGCUGUUUUUAUGUAUAUUUUGAAAUUUAUUUCAAUACUUGCUAGCACGUUUUUACGCUCCUACCAAGAAAUUCGUUUGAAAAGACAUAUUAUGGCGCUAUGAGACUGAGUGUCGCGCCAAGUUCACAUUCAACCGCUCGCUGCUGUUUUUAUGUAUAUUUUGAAAUUGAUUUGAAUACUUGCUAGCACGUUUUUACCCUCCUACCAAGAAAUUCGUUUGAAAAGACAUAUUUUGGCGCCAUGAGACUGAGUGUCGCGCCAAGUUCACAUUCACCCUCUCGCUGCUGUUCUUAUGUAUAUUUUGAAAUACCGUUCGGUACUUGCUGACGCGUUUUUAAGUAUUCUUAUCCAUAUUGCGGUCUAAUAUUUCGAUUUCCGCAGUAUCGGUCACAAUAGUUAUGCACGAAAGUCUGGAAAUCCCGGGUAAAAUUCGUGAUCGUCAUUUUCAAUUUCUAGAACCACUCCUGGUGUUGUAGAGUUUAGGCACCGUCGAUCUUAACCUCGAAAGACCAUGGAAUCGUAAUUUAAAUAUCGCCGUAGCGAAAGGGUUAGUCUAAACUAACCUGACCUACCCUAACCUACCCGCGGAUCGGGAAAACUCGGUAGAGUUUCGCGCCAAGUACAUUUAAAAGCAUGCGCGAACGGCACCGAAAACUGAACGCCAAUGUUCGGCGGUUCAUUUCGAUAAAUAUUUAUUUCUCAUGGACCCACGUUUGGCAUAAUGAAUGUACGUUCCGUUUUGUAGAGUCUGUAAUUUCUUUCAGAUUUUUAAAGACACCUUUUUUUUCUUUUUUCUUUUUUUUACCCCGUUUUCGGCGAUUUUUCCAAAAAUCUCGGAAGAAAAGGGAUGCCUAUCGAUGCUUAGAAAUAUUCUAUUAGGCGUAAUCGCGCACCACGUUCCACGUCGCCAUAACCGACGAGCUGUUACCCUCGACAAGGGUGAAAUAAAAAGGCUGUGUUAAAUCGUUUACCACUUGCGCAACCUUGCGAGAUGUAAGCUCGAGGAGUGGGUACCCAUUAAUCCUAGACAGAAGUGGAUAUGUAUUAUCGGUAAUCAUUGUAUCCGAGCACGUGGGGAGCUUCGUCGAAGGUCUGUGUCGUGUUCCCGUCGAAGCGAGUCCACGUCCGGGAACGUGAUAUGUUCAUGUAGUUGAUAAAUACCUGUAAAUUAAGCCGGAUAUCGGCGGCGAUGGAUACGGUCGCCCCGUUUAAGUUAAGGGAUCGAGAAAAUAUGAAAAUUAAUAUGAGAGAGACGUCGCGAGUGUGGCCGAAUAUGUGUGAGCGACGACUCGUAUAUGGGGAAAGAACAAGGACGAGGGCUGGAAGGGCCUCGGCACAUACACACACACACCAGCUAUGGUACACUGCCAAUACGUGUAAUUAAGAUGAAUCCUAGGCUAAUUAUUGAUUACUACGAUUUAUUGUAUAAUCCCCUUAGAUCUCUAGAUGUCGAGCUAGCGAGGCGGCGCGCGCACGCCGGGGUCUCUUUACUCGAGUUAUGCCUCUUUCUUCUCCUCUUUCUCUAUAUAUCUUUCCCUCGUUAAUCUACCCCUGUACACUUUUCGAUAUCCUCUCGACUAUUCUGGGUCGAUUAGAGGAGGAGAUGGAGACUUUUCGAAAGAUUCCACCCCGGCGAGGGCGCGCUUCGCCAUACAUAUUGUAUAUAGUUAGGCGGAAUUAUCGGCGAGCCCGCGUGAUUUCUAAGCAUGUCGAUGAGAUAUGGGAACACGGACGAUCCUUGUUCAAUUAUUAUCACGGAAUUGUCGGGCUAGAUUAUCGAGAUGAUUUCUUUUUUGUUUUUACGGGAAUUUAUUUCUCCCGGAAAUCAUUUAUUCAUGUUUAAAUUCCAGAUUCAUUCUGAAUUCAUUCCACUGAGCUGACUCUUUUGGCCGAGACUUUUUGUAAAUUAAUCAGUAAUUAUUCUUUAUUAAUUAGUGGUUGAGUGCGGACGGGUGGAGGGAGUCUUUGAAGAGUUUCGAGAUGUGAUGUGGGAGGUUCACGAGUUUUUGGAAUUUAUCCUGGGCUUCUUUUUUGAGGUGGGAGGAUCGUUUCGGUUCCCUUUCCAGACGUGCACAGGUGCGAGGGCCUAUAGCGUAAUCGUGCAACCUUUAUCCUUAUAAGAGAGCCUUUUCUCCUUUUGAGAAAUCCGGGCAAGAGAGAUUUAUAGGACGCGUGUGUGUGUGUUUCAGGGUGAACGAUGUGUGAUUGGUAGAAAUUUAACGGGGAGAAAUUUGAGGGGAAUAUCGAUAUCGUUUACGUCUGACGCUUUCGCUAAAGUUGUUAUGAAAGGAUCAUUUUAAUAUAGAUAUGAAAAUAUGAAAAUAUAAAAAUCUCAGAACUGAGUGCACCGAGUAAUCUGAAACAUUGCCACGUGAUCGUGGAGGUCCUAACGAAGGUCUUAAAACUCGCAAAAUUUUAUUGUUCGAAGAAGAAAUUGUUCAUUCAUCUCGGAGGAGAUUGAAAUAAAAAAGAAAGGGGCUUCUUGGUUGAAAAAUGAGAUUUCCCGAGUUUCAAGUCCCUCGUUAGGACCUUCUCAAUCACGUGGUAAUGCUUAAUAUUAUUCGGCGUAUUCGGUUUGGAGAAAAGCUUCAUGUCUUUUUGGACUCUUUCUCGUGGGACACUUUCAUAACGCCUUAAUAUGGCGGCGCGGCGGAGACGACGAUGUUUUACCAAGAUACGGAGGGAAGACAGUAAAUUUAUUUAUGGGGACUAGGAUGGAUGGAAACCGUCACUGCCAUAUAUCACUGCCAACUGUCAGUGCCGAUUUCUGACAUGCAGAAUUGACGAGUUCUUAAGGGCGUUCGUUUUCGUUCCUUCCUCGAUUUCACUCUACAAGUGACUAGGAUAUCUCGCUCCGAGAUUCCCGAAUUUCCCGUCCUCUUUUCAGUCCAAGGAGGAGUUUUUCUAGUUGAGCCGAUUUUGGGGAAGAUUAUCGAAAUUCACUGCCACUCGAUCUCCCAUUAGGACUGCCAAAGAGCAGAUUACAGAGACGAAAUUAGGGUAGCAAUUUAGUGUCGGUCCGGCCACGUACGAAAGCAUUAUUAAAGACCGCAAAUGCUGGAUUCCAAUUGUUUUUCUUUCUUUUUUCCCCUUUUUCGAAAAUCUACGCGAGAACGUGAUUGUGGUACAGGUUUAUUCAUUUCGGUGUAAUAUUGUACGUAUACCGUUUAUUGUUAAAUAUUUACAGCCGAUUGUGCGUCGCGCUGUGUCGUAUCAUCCAAGAUGGCUGCCGAGAAAUCUUAAAAAUUAGGUAACGCGAAAUUUAUCGGAAAGUUAUUAUCAUUCGAAUGGUCGAUUCCAUUUACGAAUGGUUAAGUAAGUUUGAAGCCAAAUUUACUGAUUAACUCUCGAACGUAUUCCAUGUCAGUCAACGCAUUUAGCAGUUAAAUUUAUUGAUAAGAGCGUUAGCAGUCUUUAAUAAUUAUUGUCGGUGUGUUUCGUCGGGUUAUUCAAAUUUCAUGAGUUCGUGCUGACGAUGAGACGUACCCAUCUCGAUUUUAGGUAAAUGACCAUUGUACGGAUCGUUGUGUUAAUACUGCUGAUUUAAUUUAAUACUAUUUUUUAAUUUGUCAUUCUCGUUAUGUUAUAUUUUUAUAACCCCUCUCCCAUCGAACCAGCCAUUGGGCCUUCCCGUCCCUCGAAAUGCAUCGAAACUGCUAAUUAUUCUUUUUUUUUUUCUUCGGUGUUCAAUUUCAAUUUCAAUUUCAUAAAUUUCAUUUUGACCCCGUUCGUUCGUGUAGGAUAUAAAUCUACCGAGAAACAGAACCAUAAAAAAUGGCGAAUUACAUUUUUUUUUGGUUUUUCCGGUAUUUUGCAAAACGUGGGAUGAUAGGUAAUUGGAACUGGCUUUCCGUUUUCCAUUUAAAAUAGAAAAUGAAAAAUGCAUAUUUGAAAUGGGUUAAUAGAAAAUGAAAAAUUCAUUAUUAAUAUUUCGUUCAGAACUUGGGAGAAUUUGUGUAUUUUAGUGAAAUCUUUUAUUUGAAAAUACGAGCCAGGAAAAAUUACGCUUUCUCGUUCUUAUUUAAAAUUGGAAAUGGAAAAUGGAAUUUAAUACCUUGCAUACGCUGUUUUUAAAUUAAUUCAAUUGAAAUUCUUAUUCAGCUCUGUAGGUAACUCAUGCUUGAUCUCGAGAAAAUUUGAUAUUCCUGUUAAAUAAUUGAACAAAGUAUGGAAUUUAUUUGAUUUAAAGAUUGUUUAUACAGAGAAUGAAUCGACGUUUGGAAGAGUCAUGAGAUUCGGUGAAAUUAUAUCAUCGACGAUAGACUGAAAAUGACCCGUGGAUGACAAAUCGGAGAUUCAAUUUUCCAGUGUUCCUGUCAUUUGUCGGUCGCAUCUUUUUUUUUUAAGGUCGAGUCGGUAAUAAUUUCCAUUUAGGGUGUAGGUAAUUAAGGCUUAUUUAGAAUCCACGUCGGAAACGGGCUUAAUCGUAAUUCUUUCCACGAGAUCAUAAUUCAUAAUUCACGAUUGAUAAAUUCAACGUGAAACGUAGAUGUCACUUGAUUAUCUCGAAAAUUUUACAUAAUUAAUGGUAACCCUUUUUUAUAAUAUUCUCCUUAAAAUAAAUUAAUGACCUGCCCAAGUUGCGUAAUAGAAGAUAUACUCUCUAAUUAUAUCCCAUUAGAUUUUCACCCAUUGUGAUUCCAUAAUUAUCGAAGCUGUCAGAGGGUGAUAUUAAAAUAAAAAGGCAACGAGGAAAGGGGCGCUAAAUGUUGAUUAACUAAUUUAUUUUAAAGUGUGAUUUAUUACGGUUUUCUUUGCUCUUCGCUCCCGUCGAAUUUUCUGUCAAGAAACUGUCAAGCUAGAUUGUCAAUAGACACACACUGCCUCGCGUAAGCACACUGCCAACUUCUUAACAGUUUAAUAAUCUCGUAGUAAAUCGUAUUAAAUAAAUAGGCGACGAGGGACGUAAAUAAUGAGUAAUGACAUUCACUGAGAAUUCAUAUUUCUCCACUGCCAGGCGUUACUUAAUGUUUAAGAUGACUAUUUACAAGAAAUAGGAUUAAUUCCCGGCUCGUAGGGACAGCCUUUAAGCUUUAUCGUGAAAUCACUUUUAUUGUGAAAUUUAUUAGGAAACUAUUGUGUUCCCGUAGCUGCCACGAGAAGUACUGUUAUCGAUAUGCGAGCACACGUUCGACUCGAUUCUCCUGUCGUGUUCAGUAAUUAAUUAAUUUAAAAGUUAAGCUUAGUCGAAAUUAUCCUUAAAUCAGUCCUAGGGACUUUCUUUUACGAGGUAAGAGUAGAGUUUUUAGUGCGUUAUAUUACCCGGGUAAUAUAACCGAGAAUAUAACCAGCGAUUAAAUUCUCCGCGAAUCAAUGAGAAUUUAUGGGAAUUUAAUUUUUUUUUUCAAUGACAUUCAAGUAGUUUUCAAUCGUUUUAGGGAAGUAUCAGUGAUCGUUAUACCGCGUGAAAGAUUUUGAUUGCGUUUCUGAAAAUUUUACCUUUUUAGAUUUCCAAUACCGGAAUUUUUCAAUCGUUGUACAAGAUAGAAUUAAUCGGGUAACCUAACCUCCUAACCUUUUGUACAUCGUGAAAUUAAUAAAAAUGGCUGCACAAACUGCGGAAAGUCUCUAGGGAUGUUUAAAUUACCGUAACAUUCUCGGUUAUAUUACUCGAAUUUGAAAACACUAGAUAAGAGCAUGGUACAAAUUGUAGGUUAGUUCGACAAUCAUUAAAUCGUGCCGAUUCGCAUCCAGACUCGACCAAUCGCGACUUCUUCACUGCGAGCUUUUGUUUAAACAAUUAACAUCCACGAACGAACGGGGGUGGCCUAUAAAAAGAGGGAUUUUUGUGAUUUUUUUUUUUGUGCACUAAUACAAGGACAAUAGAUCAAGUAGACUGUAACUUGAAAAUUCAAAUUUUAGGAUAGAAAUCUUUUUUACCUUCGUACCGAUUUUUAUACAUUUAUUAGGAAAAUCCAUUGUGGGAGGAUAAAUGAGAAGCAACUUUUCCUUUUUCCUUCACUUACCAUAUUUCCAAGAUGGCGUAAUUAUUCUGCCUUCUAAUCUGCAAUUAAUUAUCGAAAUUAGGGAAAAAAUAAUUACAGCGGAGACGUUUCCUUGUUUUUUUUUUUCCAACAUCCUUACCGAGAAAAAGAAUUCAUUUAAGCAAAGAAAUAUUCCGUUGACUCGAUUUUACUCAAACUGAAAUAAACGGUGGUAAUUUUAAAGAAAUGUUGCAUCCAGUUUAUUCGAGUUUAUUCGAGUCAAGCAGUUAUUCCCCGAAUGAUGAAAAUAUUCCAUUGAUUGAAUGAAGGUUUCUUCUCGGUGCAGGGAAACGCAUCUUUUCCAAAAUUCGUUCUCCUUUGGAAAGGAAAAGAAGAAAAUGGCGGUCUUAUCUAGAAUCGUGAAAGAAACUUCAAGGCCAUUUGGAGUUUGACAAACGCGAUUUCUGGGGGAGAGAUUUCCACAAUUUGUAUCUAACGAGGGGAGGGAAAUUUUGGGAGAGCUUGUGCGAGUGUGCGAGGAAAAGCGGAAAAGAAAACUGUCGCGACAAACGUAGUCUGAAGAGGAGCCUCGAAUGCGCGGGAAAUUUGAAUCGCGCCGUCGAGUCCCUUCGUCGGAUUUUCGAUUUUCGAGAGAGAGAGAGAGAGAGAGAGAGAGAGAGAGA